This is a messenger RNA of Cladocopium goreaui, 354 nucleotides long. The record is from the annotation of a GenBank genome assembly. NCBI's taxonomy places the organism in Eukaryota, Dinophyceae, Suessiales, Symbiodiniaceae.
AUGUCUCAGAGCCAGAGCGGAGUUGAUUUCCGCAGCCAAGCUGCAGAUGAAUCGGCUGGGAGCGCUGCUGUGUGCCGUCUCUCCGCUACUUCAACAAGCUCCAAAGAGCAGAUGCCAGAGACGACAAUGCAGGCUGGAAUGGACGCGGAUCACGUCGAGAACGAAGCAGAGGCAGGGCGGCAGGGCCCGGAGGCCAUGCGACAUGUGCGGCGCAAUUGCGGCGUUCGGAUUAACAAGGCGCCCUUGGGGCAGCAUUUUCUGAGAACUUUGGAGGAGGUGAAGCAGAUCUUGGAAAGAAUUGAUCUAUCCGACACACUGGAGGAGAGCACCGACUGGAGAAACACAAUGAGAUGA